UGGCGUGUUGCAAGAACACGCGUCUUAUUAGUUCCGUAUGGGGCUUACGGAUUGAUAAAAUAUAUUUGUGUUUAUCGACAAGAUAUAACCUUUUUAUUUUACAUAGUGUAUUCGAACUCGAUUCACGCAAAGACACAAUUGUGUAUGGCAAAGGAUUGAAGACAGCAAAAGCAUUAUACGUGAAAACAUACAGCCAGGUUUCGUGAAGUUUUUAAAUCGACUUCCGGCUGGCAACUGCUAAUAGUGUUUUAAUGACAGUAUUUCUAACUGACCAAAACCAAAUCCUGCUUCAACAAUGAAAAAGAUGAAAUUGAAAGAGCUAGAAAGUUGCUUACAACAAGUAGAUGUUUUUGAGGAACCAAAAUUGCUCUUAGAACAGUAUCCAACAAGACCACAUAUUGCAGCCUGCAUGCUUUAUACAAUCCACAACACAUUUGAUGAUAUUGAAAACAAACUGGUUGCAGAUUUGGGAUGUGGGUGUGGCGUUCUCAGUGUUGGAGCAGCAAUGCUGGAUGCUGGGUUGUGUGUUGGAUUUGACAUUGAUAAAGAUGCAUUAGAAGUAUUUCGCAACAACGUUGAACAAUUUGAGCUUCCAAACAUAGAUAUGAUUCAGUAUGAUGUGUGUUUAUUACAGUCGGAUAGAUUCUCAAAAAGAUUUGAUACAGUAAUAAUGAACCCUCCUUUUGGAACCAAACGCAACAAAGGUAUGGACAUGCAGUUUCUCAGGACCGCAUUAGACAUGGCAACAGGUGCGGUGUAUUCUCUACACAAAACUUCAACACGAGAACAUAUACAGAAGAAAGCACAUGAUUGGAAGGUGAAGAUGGAAGUAAUAGCAGAGCUGAGAUACGACUUGCCAGCAUCAUACAAGUUCCAUAAAAAGAAGUCGGUUGACAUUGAAGUGGACUUCAUACGAUUUUCUAUGAAAUAAAGGCCCAGACUGGAAUGGAUUAAAACAAAUAAUAAUCCAUUUU
Polyodon spathula (Mississippi paddlefish) is the source of this 974-nucleotide messenger RNA. It is a transcript of the gene mettl5, whose product is annotated as methyltransferase like 5. The record is from RefSeq and is a predicted model, not a curated record. The coding region runs from base 296 to 931 and encodes 211 amino acids. The transcript is spliced from 8 exons. Gene Ontology annotation, biological process: rRNA methylation. NCBI's taxonomy places the organism in Eukaryota, Metazoa, Chordata, Actinopteri, Acipenseriformes, Polyodontidae. Gene Ontology annotation, molecular function: nucleic acid binding; rRNA (adenine-N6-)-methyltransferase activity.